Molecule: messenger RNA, 5266 nt
Organism: Pseudogymnoascus verrucosus
Lineage: Eukaryota; Fungi; Ascomycota; Leotiomycetes; Thelebolales; Thelebolaceae
Exons: 3
Coding region: 131-4948 (1605 amino acids)
Biological process (GO): regulation of translational initiation by eIF2 alpha phosphorylation; DNA damage checkpoint signaling
Molecular function (GO): protein binding; eukaryotic translation initiation factor 2alpha kinase activity; ATP binding
Source: RefSeq, a predicted model, not a curated record
AUUUGCCCUCGAUAGAACACAGCAACAACUUGACAAACAAUGCCCGCACCUAGCUUCUGAGACACGGCAGCUUUUGCUGCUCUUGUCUCCUCUUUCGCAUAGCCUCAACCAUCUUACAUGAUAUGAUAAGAUGGCUCCAACAUAUCCAUGGGGUGGAUCGAAACCCAAGCAGACAACCAAACUGAACAACACGAGCUUCCCAAGCUUGAAAGACAACGAAGCCAACAAGCCUGCUCCAGAAUCCGAAUAUAACCAAAUCCAGGAAGACGAGCUGCUUGUGCUCGGAGCCAUCUAUGGCGAUGACUUUGAACGUGAAGAUACCAAGCCAGGUGCAUGGAAGAAAUUAGAACCGACCUUCAACAUUCGGGUUACCUCUGCGACUGAAAACCUAUCCGUGGUUCUCCAUGUGGUAUUCACGGCCACAUAUCCCAAGUCGGCCCCGGUCCUCACUCUCAAGUUCCCUCGCAGUCUUCGGGAGGGGACCAAGUUUAAACUUCAAAAAGUGGUCGAGACAAAGGCAGCUGAGAUGGCUGUUGAGCGACCUAUGGAGCCCAUGAUCCAUGAGAUCGGCGAAGCUCUGAAGGAAAUUCUUGAUGGUGCGGCAGAAGCAGAGGCUGCUGGACGAGAAAUUCCAAGCUUGGAAGAGGAGAGAGCCAUGCACGAGACUGCUGUUGCUCUUAAAGCUGCAAAGGAGGAAGAGGAGCAAGCUGCUCGCGAGAGAGCGGCCCAGAUCGCUGAAGAAGAGAGGUUAACUGCCGAUGCUCAAGUUCUGGUUGCAAGAUAUGAAAAGAAUACCAAAGACUCACGGAGAAAGAGCAAAGCUCCAGUUGCGUAUGAAGACCAGAUUGUUGAUGAAGAUCUCGAGGAAAUGAGAGCGGUUGUGGCGUUUGACGAGCCCAUCAAGCUUAUUGACGACUUUGAUAAUGAGAGAACUUUCCAAGCAGUUACCAGCUAUUACAGGAUCCGCCAAGGUCCUGUAUCGGAAUGCUUCACAGCACGCCCGGUCCUCAAAGGUGAUCCUAUUCAGUUGUUGGUGUUGAAGAAGACAACUAUUCGGAGUAGCGAGAACAACAAGAAAACCGAAUUCAGAGCCCAACUGGCGGGACUAGAGAGAGAGAUCUCCACUCUGAUGAAAAUCGAUCGGGAUAACAUCUUGCGCAUUUAUGCCUAUAAACUGACAAAGGAGAGCGAUACAAAUGCAGCUUCGGAUGGCCUAUGGACUCUUAGUAUUCUGACCGAAUAUGGAAACAAAGGAUCGCUUGAAGAAUGCCUCGAUAUCUCAGGGAGUCUCAUGGCGGAGAGAGUUAAGUCCUGGGCCAUGGCACUGCUUGACGCGUUAACUUAUCUCCACUCUCAAGGAAUCACUCAUCGAGACCUCCAUGCCUCGAAUGUUCUGCUUGUAAGAUCCCCUUUGGGAGUUGUAACGCCUAAGAUCGCAGACGUAGGGUUUCAGCACCGCUUGCACACGUUGAAAAACGCGACGUCUCCCGGGAAACUCGAGCUUGCUAGAUCGGUUUAUUGGGUCCAACCAGAGAACGUCAACUCUGAGAGACCUCAGUACACCGACAAGACGGAUAUAUGGGACUUCGGUAUCAUCUUUUUGCAGAUGAUCUGGGGACUCGGUGUUUUGAGAGAAUUUUCUGCACCACAAAGAAUUCCAGAAGAACAAGUUGUUUCGAGAUCGCUAGAGGACAUGAUCCGCAAACUGUUCUCGCCUGACCCUAGGAAACGCCCCCGUGCCAGCGAUCUCAAGAUGUCAACAUUCCUAACAACAACUGAGGGAACGGAUGACGAAGUAUCGAUGCCGCUGCCCAAAUCAGGAUCAUCCAUAGCCCUGACCUCGUUGUCGGCGAGGCGUGGUUCGAAGGUAGAUCACCGUCCCCUUCACUUCAGCAGAUACCACGAGGACUUCAUUCAAGAAGGAAGACUUGGGAAAGGCGGCUUUGGCGAGGUUCUCAAAGCUCGCAAAAAGCUUGACGGGCAGUUCUAUGCUGUGAAGAAGAUAACUCAGAAGUCUUCAUCCAGUUUAGAAGAGAUUAUCAAGGAAGUUCAAUUCCUAUCUGCUCUUCGCCAUCCCUAUAUCGUCCAGUACCAUAAUUCCUGGACUGAAAUCAUUCCAGACACUGGAGACGCAGACGCCGACACAGAGCUUGACUCUUCAACUGCAGAUGGAACAACAGGCGCCUCUCCUGGAGACAAUGGUUUGAGGAUUGAGUUUGGAACGAGCACCGGAGGUCUUGAUUUCAUAAGCUCGUCCCGCUACAUUGAAUUUGAUGACGACGAUGACGCUGAUACAGCCUCCGACGACGAUGACGACAACGAGGAAGCAAUUAUAGAUGACGAGGAUGAAGCGUCUUCAUUGAGUGUCCCAGCAAUCCAGCAUAGGAAUAGGCGCCAACUAGCUCUGACCCGUACACGCUCCGACUCACGACCAGCUGGGAUUACAGUUCUUUAUAUUCAGAUGGAAUAUUGUGAAGGCAAAACCCUUCGAGAUGUAAUCAAGCGAGGCUCACUUCUGGACAACGUUGAUGAAAUUUGGCGCCUCCUUCGGCAGCUACUUGAGGCUCUAAAGUACCUUCACGGCAACAAUGUGGUACACCGCGAUCUUAAACCUGAGAAUGUGUUUAUCGACGGGGCUUCGAACAUCAGACUGGGAGAUUUUGGUCUGGCUACAUCAGGUCAAUAUACCAUACCAGAGACGCUAUCUUCUACCCAGGGCACUCAUGAUAUGACGACCAAUAUCGGGACAGCUAGUUAUGUAGCUCCCGAAGUAAUGCUCGGCGCGGAUUACACGAGUAAGGUCGAUCUAUACUCUCUCGGGAUUAUCUUAUUCGAGAUGUGCUAUCAUCCUAUUGUUGGCAUGGAGCGUGCUGAAGUGCUGAAAGAGCUCCGAAACCCAAAGACCAUACUGCCCAGCGAUUUCCAGGCCGACAAGAAGGGUCACUUUGGGGAUAUAAUCCUCUCUCUUUUGAACCACGAUCCUGAGGUGCGACCCAGCAGCUCUUCUCUACUUGACAGCGGAAAACUCCCGGUACAGAUGGGCAGUGAAGCAAUCCAGUUAGCAUUGGCAAGUCUUCAAGAUCCCAAGUCUCCGUACUAUCCUAAGAUGAUGGCUGCUCUCUAUUCUCGCCCAACUGAUCAGGCGAAAGACUUGGCAUGGGAUAUGAGCAAUAAGAAACCUCCUGCGCCUGCCGACAGCAUCAUGCGAACCCAUGUUAAGGAGCAGCUCAUCUCCGUUUUCAGACUUCACGGAGCUCUGGAGGUCCCGAGGCCAAUUAUGUUCCCACGCUCGUCUUACUAUGCGUCGGAUGCUGUCCAGCUCCUUGAACCUGGUGGCACCUUGGUCCAGUUGCGAUACGAUCUAACACUGCCCUUCGCCCGUUCCAUCGCCAAGAACCCGCCUAGAAUGCAGAACUCUUACGCCUUCGGGGACGUUUUUCGCGACAAAAGCGGAGGCCAGCCAUUGUCUUUCGGAGAAGUCAAUUUCGAUAUUGUAUCCGACUCACUCGACCUGGCGCUUAAAGAGGCGGAAGUUAUCAAGGUCCUAGAUGAGAUCAUCGCGUCGUUCCCUUGCAUGGCCACUGUGCCAAUGUGCUUUCAGCUCAACCACUCAGAUAUCCUGAACCUUAUCUUCGAUCACUGCGGAGUCGAUGCUGGUUGCCGAUUAAGCGCAACAGAGACGUUGAGCAAACUUCACGUUUCCCAGUGGACAUGGUCGAGAAUCAAGACUGAUCUCCGCUCCAACGGUCUUUCCGCAGCAAGCAUCGAUGAGCUUUCGUCGUUUGACUUCCGAGACUCGCCUGACAGAGUAUUCCAGAAACUAAAGACUCUCCUGGACGGCACUGAGGCCUUCAACAGAGCUUCUCCAGCUAUCGCCCAUCUCAAAGAUGUCGUCAAGUAUAUACAGCGAUUUGGCGUGACAAGCAAGAUUUUCAUUACCCCCUUGGGUAGCAUUCGCGAGAGAUUUUACAAGGGUGGCAUGCUUUUCUCCUGUCUUUAUGACAGAGACAAAAAGGAAGUCUUUGCAGCUGGCGGCCGCUAUGACAGUCUAGUGCGUGAGUUCCUACCUAAGACGGCUCGGCAGCCUGAGGUCUGCCAUGCUGUAGGAUUCAAUUUUGCCUGGGAGAAUUUGGCUCAAUCUAUGUUCUCAUACCACCAGAAAUCUAUCAAAAAACAGUCCAAAAAGCCUGCAAUUGAAUUGCGUGGUAUCUGGACGGGUAAACGAUGCGACGUCUUGGUGGGCAGCUUUGAUGGUCACGUAUUACGCUCUGAGGGAGUCAGCCUCAUGAAUGAGCUGUGGCGCAACCAGAUCAGCGCAGAACUUGCGGGUGAUGCUCGGUCACCGGAAGAUUUGAUGUCGAAGUAUAAGGACUAUGAUCACUUCUGGAUUGUUACAAUCAAGCAGGACUCCAUGGUCAAAAUCAAGACCAUGGGACGAAAGGACGUCGAGGAUGUGGACAUGGCGGAGAGUCAAGUAGUCUCUUGGCUUCGAGGCCAAAUACGCGAUCGCGAUCAUCGCGAGGGACAGAAUCUCAACAAGAUGGCGCGCCGCACCAGUAACAAUGACGGUCCUAUGGCUCCUCAUUUGAAGCAGCAGGUUCAUAUCCUUACCACUGGGACGAAAGCUAAGAAGGCCGCCCUUAAAAACAGCAUCCAAAACCAAGCCCAAGUAGCUGCUGCCAAGCUUGUGGAAGGGUUCCUGGAUGGCCAAGUUCUAGCUAUCGAGACUACGGACGAUGUUCUCUUCAAGAUCAAAGAGACGCCUCUUUCGGAUCCGGACAAGUGGAAGCAAUUGGCCCAGAGUGUUGGACCCGCAGAGAAGCGAUAUAUCCAGCAAAUUGAGGACCAUUUGAAAGGUCUUCUCGCGAAUAGGAGGGGUGAGCGUCGGAAUGCUUUCCUUUACAAUUCGCGGACAUCAAGCAUCAUUUACUAUGAUGUUUCAAUUUAGUCCACGGGCGGAAGGGCUAUGCUAUGACUUCGAAAGGCGUUUUCUAUUUAAGAGAGAAGACGGAUGAAUGAAAUGAAAUGAUUGAUGAUGGUACUGAGAAAUGACAAAAAAAAUGAGAAAGAUCUUCUGAUGGUCAAGACAGCGAGUUAAAUGCGAGUUGAUUCUGAAUUUAAUGUGUUUCGGCCCAACCGGUUAUAGGAAUCUGGGCUUGAUCAUGGACUGGCUGGCAGUUCGCGGACCGCUUAAGAUCCUGGAUGGGCUGGCACAAAUGCGAGUUAAAUGCGAAGAGCAUAUCUGUGAAUAAACAAGUCAUGAAUG